This is a messenger RNA of Pestalotiopsis fici W106-1, 792 nucleotides long. RefSeq lists its product as uncharacterized. Gene Ontology annotation, molecular function: O-methyltransferase activity. The transcript is spliced from 4 exons. The record is from RefSeq and is a predicted model, not a curated record. Lineage: Eukaryota; Fungi; Ascomycota; Sordariomycetes; Amphisphaeriales; Sporocadaceae. Bases 1 to 792 code for a protein of 263 amino acids.
AUGGCCGAGCCUCAGCAAAGACCCUCUGAAGGCGAGAUGUAUCAGCCCAUUGGGAACGUAUGGUGCAAUGACGGCCGCGAGAUUGCCCUUCUUCACUGGAUCUUCAAGCACCCAAAACUCGAAGAAAUGCGAGGCCACCCAGAGAAGGUGCUGGAUGCCAUUGACGAGUACGGCAAAGCCGAAAAGUACCUCAUGAACGUUGGCAAGUACAAGUCCAAGACGGUCAUUGACAUCAUCAACACGGUCAAGCCCGCGGCCAUGGUCGAGCUCGGCGGCUACGUCGGCUACUCGGCGAUUGCGUUUGGCGCCGCCGCCCGGGCCGCCGGGGGCCAGCGGUACUACAGCCUGGAGCAGAAUCCCGAGUUCGGCGCCAUUGCCACGCUGCUCGUCGACUUGGCUGGGCUCGGCGACUUUGUCAAGAUCGUGAUUGAGUCGAGCGGCGACGCUCUCAAGCGACUGCAUAAAACCAAGACGCUUGAGCACAUUGAUCUUCUCUUCAUUGACCAUACAAAGCCCUUGUACACGCCCGACCUGAAAGUGGCUGAAGAGCUUGGUCUCGUCAAGCCCGGAUCAGUGUGUGUAGCGGAUAAUGUCGUGAUACCGGGCAAUCCCGUCUACCUCGAGUACGUUCGAAGCACGGUGGAGCAGAAGAGAGAGCGUUAUAAUGCUGCAACAGAAGGACCAAAGGGAAAUCCGGACCUUGUAUAUGAGAACCAGUUCAUCGAGGGCUGGGAGCCUAGUGGACUAGCUGACGCUCUCGAAGUCUCAAGAUGUGUCAAGGUCAGUAGCUAG